Messenger RNA from Crotalus tigris (Tiger rattlesnake), 1930 nucleotides. RefSeq names its product CD226 molecule (gene CD226). Gene Ontology annotation, cellular component: external side of plasma membrane. The transcript is spliced from 7 exons. Bases 248 to 1309 code for a protein of 353 amino acids. NCBI's taxonomy places the organism in Eukaryota, Metazoa, Chordata, Lepidosauria, Squamata, Viperidae. The record is from RefSeq and is a predicted model, not a curated record. Gene Ontology annotation, biological process: positive regulation of T cell receptor signaling pathway; positive regulation of immunoglobulin mediated immune response; cytokine production.
AUAUUGGAAGUUCUAAAAGGUAAGAAAGUAGCCUGUGGUGUCCUAGAUUGUCAUGGAAUUCAUGACAACUUGUGUAAAUGAGCUUCCUGUGUCUCUUUACAGACACUCCUACACUACAAGAGCUCCCCAAAGUGAUGCAGCCCUUUGUCUAGCUAGUUCAGAUAAAAAUACCAUCCUCCCUAUCAUGUGACCAGGAAACACAGAAAGCAUAGAUGAAGCUCUCUCAGUCCUUUUAGCUGUGCUGAAGAUGAAUUGCCUUGUGUUCUUGGCGAUGGCUUUUCUACAGUCCUAUCAAAGCAAUGUAUCUUUAACGGCAGAAGGAAAACAUGUGGACUCAAUUGUGAAACUCUCCAGGACCAUGGCUCUUGAAUGUGUCUACCCAAAGAAUGCAUCUAUUUCUCAGAUAGAAUGGCAGAAGGAAGAGAAUCAAAGCAAAAGUAGCAUUGCGGUCUUCAGGCUACCUUAUGAUCUACAUAUAGAAAGCAGCUAUAAGGCCAGAAUCCUGGUCACUAAUUUUACCUCAAACAAUAAGACCUUGAUUUUCAGCAAAACCACUGAGGAAGAUGUUGGUUUUUACCGAUGUUCCUUUCAUGCUUUUCCAGAUGGGAUCUGGGAAAAGACGAUAUAUGUUGUUCAAUCUGGGGCUUUUGAAUUUUCAAACUUGUCAAUUCAUCAUUUGAUUACUAAACCAGGAGAAAACGUCACUUUUGAAUAUCGGUCUAAUUCUGAUGCAGCAGCGAAUCGAGUGACAUGGGAAAGAGUGCAACCUGACUGUAUAGAUUUUAUAAUCCAGUGUGUGGAUUCUGAAAUGCCAGUCUAUGGUUCGGAUUAUCAAAAUCGUGUAGACUGUAUCUCUGAAAGUUCGAUUGUACUUUGGCAUGUCACAGCUUCUGACUUUGGAAUGUAUCGCUUUUCUUACAACAAGGUGAACGGAGAAAAUGGAACUGGCUGGAUAAAAUUGAUGAUUAAUAGCCAUGCACCUUUAUUUACUAAGCUGCAUAUGAUUUUUAUUGGAAGUGCUGCCUUUUUAAUCCUGGUUAUUGUGGUUAUACUUAUAUACAGAAGUUGUUGUGUCACCAAAAAGAGGAAAAGGAUUAAGAAGAUGAGAGACUACAAAACUACUUGUAGACAGCACCAGCAUCAAUACAAAAACUGGCCUGGUGAGGGCUCAGCAAAUACCAGUCAAAGUCCUACUGCAACAGAGGAUCCAAUAUAUGUCAACUGCAAACAGUUUAUGAAAAACAUGAAGCAAAAACCUACUUUUGUACAAAGUGAGCUUCAAAUUGGUGUGCUGUUAAAUAUAUUGUAACUUUGAUUCAGCAGAUCUGUCAACAAGAUAAUGUUAUGUGAGAGCCAUGGUUGAAGUAUGUAUCUGAGGAGAGGAGAAAUCUCAUCUCCAAAGAUUUAGGAGGGCAAAUGACAAAGUUAAUCAACAUAAAUACAAACCAACAAAAGCCUGUAAAAAUCAGGAAAUUCAAAUAGUUGACUCAAUCAGGACCAAGUUUCCCUUUCAGGUGGGCCUUAAAAGAUGGGAAACUUUCACUUUGUGUUUUUUGAUUUUCUAUCCUGAGAUGACUUUUCUUCUUGGACUGGCAUCCAACCAAAAGAGAUCUGGAGAAUAAGAAGGGACUAACCAUUUGGGAAAUAUAGAGAUAAAUGUACAUUAAAUUCUUUAAAAAAAUACAUUUUGGAUUUAUCUUGUUUCUUUAUAUCCUUUGUAUAAGAUAUACAUACUUUCUCUCCUCUCUAUUAUGCAUGCUCAAAAGAUCAAAGUCUGCAAGAUUUUUCUCAUUGUCUACAAUUCUCAAUUAGCUCUAAACUUAAUCUACAUAACAAAUUACCUCUAUCUUUUGUGGAAUCAGUAGUCUCAUCCUGACAAGGAAUUUAUCCUACCUUGCAUUCCAGCCACUCUGGUAACUCUAAAAAUGAG